Acaulospora colombiana is the source of this 414-nucleotide messenger RNA. The record is from the annotation of a GenBank genome assembly. Lineage: Eukaryota; Fungi; Glomeromycota; Glomeromycetes; Diversisporales; Acaulosporaceae.
AUGCUCGUCGAGUCUAUCCAAAUCUGGUUGAGUAAACCUGAAGAAGUUGAAGUUCCAUCGACAGAUGAGUUUAUCGAGGAUUCGGAGGAAAUUCAAUCAACAGACGGGUCCGUUGAAGAAGAGGUCUUUGUCACGGCACCGAAAUAUGAUUCCGAGACUCAACAACAAUAUGAGAAGUACAUGCAAGACCGAUUCGAUGCUCGCCUUCAAACAUCAAUUAACACGAGUUACCACACACCGGAAGGCCUCAAUGACGAUGGCACUCCAACGCUCGUCCGCGAAGAUGCCUUUUAUAUCAGUCAUCUCGAUGUGGCAGCUGCGGAAGCGCUUGAUGAAUGGGUUUUCGAAAAUGUUCUCGUCAAGUCUCAAGGUCACACGGAUGUUGCCCACACGGAUGUAGCCCGCGCCGCUUAA